AUGGACAAGUCCACCAUUGAAAAAACUGAAUACAGCGGCUCAAUCGUCGAUCUGCCAAACGAGUCGCUCAGCUCCACUCAGAGCGCGUCGUUUGAGGAUCACGAGGCCCAAAAGGAGGGAGGCCACACCACCAAACGAGCGCUCAAGUCGCGUCACGUGCAGCUAAUUGCCCUCGGAGGAUGUAUUGGAACCGGUCUGUUUGUUGGUUCCGGAGCCAUGCUCAGUAACUCGGGCCCUGCCUCCAUCUUCAUCGCCUACAUUAUCAUGUCCUUUGUCAUCUACGUUGUCAUGAACGCUCUCGGAGAAAUGACCACCUAUCUGCCUCUGGCCGGCGCCGCUCCCCCCAUGUACGUCAACCGGUUUGUCGACGACUCUCUGGCGUUUGCCUGUGGCUGGAACUACUGGUAUGCUUAUGCCAUUCUGGUGGCCUCAGAAGUCACCGCAGCCUCCAUUGUGGUUGAGUACUGGACAGACAAGGUGCCCGUGGCGGUGUGGAUCACCAUUUUCCUCGUGUCGAUUGUCAUUCUUAACAUCAUCGCCGUCUCCGUCUUCGGAGAAUGUGAGUUCUGGUUUGCCAGUAUCAAGAUUCUCGGCAUCAUCGGUCUCAUCAUUGUUGGUAUCGUCAUCUUCUUUGGCGGAGCUCCCACCCACGACCGACUCGGCUUCCGAUACUGGAAACACGACGCCUUCAAGGAGUACAUUGUCAAGGGCGAUUCUGGUCGAUUCUGCGGGUUCUGGAACGCGCUGAUCCGAUCCGGAUUCUCCUUCAUUCUGUCUCCUGAGCUCGUCACAAUCUCUGCCGGAGAAACCGAGGCUCCUCGUCGAAACAUUCCCAAGGCCACCAAGCGAUUCGCCUACCGACUCAUUGCCUUCUACGUGCUGGGAUCUCUGGUCAUUGGUGUUAUUGUGUCUGGAAACGACCCCCGACUUCUGGGAGCCGUCAACUCUGGAGGAGAAGACGCCGCAGCCUCUCCCUUCGUCAUUGGUAUCCAGAACGCCGGAAUCCCCGUGCUCAACCAUAUCAUCAACGCCGUGAUUCUGACUUCGGCCUGGUCUGCCGGAAACUCCUUCCUCUAUGCUGGCUCAAGAACCAUGUACUCUCUGGCGUGCCACGGAGAGGCUCCGGCCGUCUUCAAGCGAUGCACCCCCAACGGUGUCCCCUACCUGUGUGUGGCUGCCACUGCUGCCGUCGGCUGUCUGGCUUUCCUCAACGUUUCGUCUGGCUCGUCGGAGGCCUUCACCUGGCUGUCUAACAUCUCCACCAUCUCGGGUUUCCUCGCAUGGCUGUGUGUGCUGACCGCCAUGAUCCGAUUCCGAAAGGCCAUCUGGUUCAACCAUGGCACCUUUGACGUGCUGCCCUUCAAGACGCCCUUCCAGCCCUGGUCAACCUGGUUCGUACUGUGCCUCGUCGCGCUCAUGUGUAUCACUAACGGCUUCACCGUAUUUGUGGGAGGCUCUUUCACCGGCUCUGACUUUGUUGCCGCCUACAUCACCCUGCCUCUGUUUGCUGCCAUCUACGUGGGACAUCGAUACAUCUACAAGCGAGCUGGUUUCAAGACUCCCUUUGCUCGACCCAUUGAUGAGAUUGAUAUCACCACCGGUCUCAAGGAGGCCCAGGAGGUCGAGGACAUGUUCCCCGAGCGACUCCCCAGAAACUGGCUCGAAAAGGUCUGGUUUUGGAUUGCCUAA
Yarrowia lipolytica CLIB122 is the source of this 1689-nucleotide messenger RNA. RefSeq lists its product as uncharacterized. Gene Ontology annotation, molecular function: amino acid transmembrane transporter activity. The record is from RefSeq and is a predicted model, not a curated record. Gene Ontology annotation, biological process: amino acid transmembrane transport. Lineage: Eukaryota; Fungi; Ascomycota; Dipodascomycetes; Dipodascales. Gene Ontology annotation, cellular component: membrane.